AUGAGUGUCUCACCUCCUCCGACUCCUCCAUCGAGGGCUGUAAUAGAUGACCAGUGGAGAUUCCAAACUAUUACAUUACCCUGUGAGUGGGUGGAGGAUUACCGUCCUGGUGGUUACCAUCCUGUCAUCCUCGGUGAUGUCUUCAACAAUGAAUGGCCAGUACAAGAUCAUCCGGAAGCUCGAAAUGGUGGAUAUGUGGCCCUGAAGAUUCUUGUAUCAAAAAUCUCGGGAUCGACAACCGAGCUACGAAUUUUACGGCACUUCGCCGAAGCCGCACCAGCAGAAGCGGCCCGGCAUGUCACGCCGCUGCUAGGCGAGUUCGAGCACCACGGCCCCAAUGGUGUCCACAGGUGCCUGGUAUUUGAGCCCAUGGGCCCAAGUGUGAAUACUAUGGUUGAGGAGCUGCCGCAGUUUAAUCCUCGCCGGCAAGGAAUGAAAGUCCGCUAUCCUCUUUGGAUGGCAAAGAGCAUCCUCAAGCAAUCCCUGCAGGCUCUUGCAUUUCUCCACGAGAAUGGUAUAGCACAUGGAGAUUUCCAGCCGGGAAACAUACUCUUCACUCUAAGCGAUAUAGCCUCGACGCCCGAGGACGUACUUCAGCAGGAGGAAGAUGUACAAGCCCGGUCAAUCUCCGCACCGGUAGAGAGGUUAGAUGGUAAGCCAGAUAGAUGGGCUCCUCGAUAUCUUUGCGUUGCGCAGCCGUUGGUGCCCUUUACCUACUAUGCUGAGGGUUUCAAGAUCAAAUUAUCCGAUAUGGGCGGCGCAUAUUUCUUUACAAACCCGCCAACGAAGCCGGUUACUCGACUCGGUCUGCGAGCUCCCGAAUUGAUUCUUACCGGAGCCGUUGGCAACACUGCUGAUGUCUGGAGCUUCGGUUGUCUUGUCUUUGAGCUUAUCACUGGACAGCCGCUUUUCUGUAUACCAGGGUCCGAGGAUGAAGACGACGAUCAUAUUCUCUCCCUCAUCGAACGACUAGGUCCCCUCCCGGACGAGCUCUUUAGUAACUGGAAGAACUCGUCCCUCUACUUUACGCCGGAGAGGAAGCUCUUUAAUUGUGAGCUGGGAGGAGUCGCUCCGGGGGAGGAGCCGCUUAUGCUGGAGCAGACAUCCAUGGAGGAAUCAUUCGAUCUUGCAGAGCCUGAUCUUGAUGAGACGGAAGCUAGAAAAGUAAAGGCGCUCAUUCGAUGGAUCUUACAAUAUGAUCCCUCGAAAAGACCUUCGCCUGCGCAAAUCUUGUCCGAUCCAUGGUUCUGCGAGAUUAACGUAGGGUAGCU
Molecule: messenger RNA, 1271 nt
Organism: Aspergillus pseudonomiae
Lineage: Eukaryota; Fungi; Ascomycota; Eurotiomycetes; Eurotiales; Aspergillaceae
Product: kinase-like protein
Exons: 3
Coding region: 1-1269 (422 amino acids)
Biological process (GO): spliceosomal complex assembly; protein phosphorylation; regulation of mRNA processing
Molecular function (GO): ATP binding; protein kinase activity
Source: RefSeq, a predicted model, not a curated record